UGACAUUUGAGACAGGACCGACAAGACGCAGGAAUCGUUACAGUAAAAUAAGAUUUUUAACAUUAUUGUUAUAUUUUUGUCCAUAAUGAAUUACUAAGUGUAUUCAAGCUUUACUGUUUGUCAAGUCUAUUACUUCUAAUUAAGUUAAAAAUGUUUUAUCAUAUAUCUCUGGAGCACGAAAUAUUGCUUCACCCUCGGUACUUUGGCCCUCAGUUAUUGGAUACAGUAAAACAGAAACUUUACACGGAAGUUGAAGGGACAUGUACUGGCAAAUAUGGGUUUGUAAUAGCUGUAACAACAAUAGAUAGCAUAGGAGCUGGAUUAAUACAGCCAGGGCAAGGCUUUGUAGUGUAUCCCGUGAAAUAUAAGGCUAUUGUGUUUAGACCGUUCAAGGGAGAGGUCCUUGAUGCAAUAGUUACACAAGUCAAUAAGGUUGGAAUGUUUGCACAGAUUGGUCCACUCAGUUGCUUUAUAUCUCAUCAUUCAAUUCCUGCUGAUAUGGAGUUCUGUCCGAAUGUAAAUCCCCCAUGCUAUAAAAGUAAACAGGAAGACAAUGUCAUACAGGAAGAGGAUGUAAUUAGACUGAAGAUUGUCGGCACACGAGUUGACGCCAGUGGCAUUUUUGCCAUUGGAACAUUGAUGGAUGACUACCUAGGACUAGUUACACAGUAAUUUAAUGAAUUCCUACAUUUAUAAAUAUAUUUUAUAAGUUAAACAAAUAAAAUAUGAAUAAAACCAA
This is a messenger RNA of Papilio polytes (common Mormon), 739 nucleotides long. It is a transcript of the gene Rpb7, whose product is annotated as DNA-directed RNA polymerase II subunit 7. NCBI's taxonomy places the organism in Eukaryota, Metazoa, Arthropoda, Insecta, Lepidoptera, Papilionidae. Gene Ontology annotation, biological process: positive regulation of translational initiation; positive regulation of nuclear-transcribed mRNA poly(A) tail shortening; transcription initiation at RNA polymerase II promoter. The transcript is spliced from 6 exons. The record is from RefSeq and is a predicted model, not a curated record. Bases 151 to 672 code for a protein of 173 amino acids. Gene Ontology annotation, molecular function: single-stranded DNA binding; translation initiation factor binding; single-stranded RNA binding. Gene Ontology annotation, cellular component: P-body; RNA polymerase II, core complex.